AUGACUUUUCAUCCUAAUUGUCUUCCUGACCUGACUGGCAAAGUCUACAUUGUGACCGGAGGGACUUCUGGAAUUGGAUAUCAUACAGUAUACAAUUUGGCCAAGCACGGCGCCCAUGUCUACAUCUGCGCACGCAAUCGAGACAAAGGUUCGGCUGUCAUCAGCGAGAUAAAAGCCAAAGCCCCUGGUGUUUAUAUUAGCUUGUUGGAAAUAGACCACUUGUCUAUCUCGUCCGUGGUAUCAGCUGCCAAGCAAUUCAUCUCAAAAGAGAGCUUGCUACAUGGACUCAUCAACAAUGCUGGCAUAAUGGCUACCCCAUUUGAGAUGACACCGGACGGAUUUGAAGCCCAAUGGCAAACAAAUUACUUAGCACAUUGGGUUUUCACCUAUUAUCUUUUACCUCUCCUAUUAAAAACAUCCAAAAUUUGCCGGCCGGGCACAGUCCGCAUUGUCAACUUGGCCUCAUCCGGUCACUUUUCUGCUCCGAAGGGAGGCAUCGAUUUCGACGAUACUAGCCUGCAGAAUGAGACUGGUAUGACAAGAUAUGGGCAGUCUAAACUUGCAAAUGUCUUGCAUAUAAAAACAUUGAACAAGCUCUAUGGCCCCGCCUCACCUAGUUCCAGUGCUGGAAAUGGAGAGGUUUGGGUCUCUGCUGUACACCCGGGCCUGGUGGACAGUAAUCUAGGCAUACGAGCUGUUGAGAUCCCAAAGUUGAUGAAGAUUAUCAUUUCAUUAUAUGGGGCACUGGGCGGUCGGACUGAUGCAGACAAGGGCUCUUGGACAAGUGUGUUUUGUGCUGCAAGCCCGAUGAUGAAGCAGGAACAGAGUGGCGAAUACUUUCAGCGAAUUGCCGAACCGGGGUGGCAAAGUAAGCUUGCAAAGGAUCUGAAUCUUGCAGAGAAGCUUGAGGAGUGGACAUAUCAGAAAAUGGAAGGGGGUGGCUGGUUGUAA
This is a messenger RNA of Talaromyces proteolyticus, 951 nucleotides long. RefSeq lists its product as uncharacterized. The transcript has 2 exons. NCBI's taxonomy places the organism in Eukaryota, Fungi, Ascomycota, Eurotiomycetes, Eurotiales, Trichocomaceae. The record is from RefSeq and is a predicted model, not a curated record. The coding region runs from base 1 to 951 and encodes 316 amino acids.